This is a messenger RNA of Caenorhabditis auriculariae, 4572 nucleotides long. The record is from the annotation of a GenBank genome assembly. Lineage: Eukaryota; Metazoa; Nematoda; Chromadorea; Rhabditida; Rhabditidae.
AUGCGUAUUUUCUCUCCUGAAUCCCGGAUGACGCCGGCCAAUGAAUGGUAUAUGGACUUUUUGUCAAAACGAGGCGUCGACGUCAAAAGACAAAUUCCAUCGUCGGCCGAAACUGAGGGCUAUGCUUUGAUCUUCGGAAGCCUGAAUUUGAGCGAGGUGAGCAAAUUUAUCGUAUCUAAUUCAGUUUUUUAAUUCAAGUUGAACGCGGACUCGAACUACCGCUUCCACACUUUCUUUUUCGAUGCACGAACGUGCCAAAUGUUCGGAAAACCGUUUCAUUCUGCUUGGGUCGUUCCAAAAAAUGGCCAGUGUCAUUUUAAUGAGGUGAUCAGUUCAAAGUUCCUUCUUUGAACUGAAGAAGUUCUUUCUAUCAAUACUAAUUUAGGAAGUUUUCUUCCAUUGUCCAAGGGUGGAUGAAGAAAUCAGUUUGGUGUUGGAAAUCGUGGAGAACAACAAAAACGGCAACUCGACGAGAAGCGUUGGCUGGACUUCGAUGAAAGUUCAGAACUCGAACGAGCCGAUGUUGCAGUACCGUCAAAUCCCCGCAGAGAUCAAUUUGAAACUGUAGCUCAAUUUUUGCAUUCUGAUUGAAAGAAGAAGGUUCCAGCGUGGAAUUGUAUGGAGGAACGCCAAAAGUGUUGACUUUUACCAAGUCGUUCAAGUCUGUGAAAAAGGGCGUCAUCGAGUGUCAGCUCUUUUCUCACCCCAGCUUGCUACGAGUACGUUUCCUACAAUUAUAACGAAUAUUGAAGAAUUAAAACUUUCUUAUAGAGUUUCAGUCUAUUUAUAAUAACCUACAAGUCCUACGUAUGCGACGCAUACGUAGGACUUGCGUCGCAUUACUAUACGUAGGACAUACUAUGUGUAUUCAUAAAAUCAAGAUUUAAAGACUGUGAAAUAAUUAUAGUUGAUCGAAAAAAAAAACAAUAGUGGCCGUUAGUAAGAAAUAAAAAAAAACUUUUAGGAAAAUUAGGAUUGGUUGCGCAGUUCGCGUCACAUAAGCGGAAAAAAUCAUUUUCUCAUGAAGUUUUGGAUUAAAACCUCGCUAAAAGAAUGUUUCAAAAAGAAUUGCACUUAAUCUAAAUUUUCUUUCUUUCUGUUCAUAUCAGUCAAAGAGGAUAUAUCAAGGUGAUCGACUACUUUCCUGAAUUUUGUCUGAUUGGAAGCAAACAAGAAGUCCCGGGGCUCUACGGAGACUCAGAGGAAGCGCAACUGGCGUCGCCUCAUCCCAUUCCACAGAUCGCAGCUUCUCUUGAUGAGAUUUCCAUUUCAUUUGGGUUCAAUGCUAACAAAAUCGAACAAGUCAUCAUUGAAGAGGUAUCUCGUAAUUCAUAUUUUAAGAGAAAUCUCUAUGCUCUUCAGAUAACAAAGGAUCGAGCUCAAAAGGACAAUUUGCCGUUCAAUGUCGGUGUGAAAAGGAAAGUGGCUGUGAUUGAGCGGAGGCUGAAGGUUGGACUCUCAGAAAAAAAGUUCUAAAAGUCGUUUGAUAGAUUGGAGUUCACAACGGCUACUGUUACCUGUCGGAGCCCUUGUCCUUGAGCCUGAGCUGUUCAAAUCAAAAUCUGUUCUCUUCCAACUCCUUGCUCAGGAAAAGAAGAGCUCUGAGCAGCAACGACCUCAAGUUGGAGCAUUUUCCAAUUCACUUUUAGCUCGUUUCUAAUGUACAGGAAUGAAGCCAGCACGCUGUAUUUGAAUUCCCGAGUCUCCUUACCAAAAUUUUGCGAAGACUCAAGAUUAGUUAUUGUGUUCAGUUUGGAGUAUCUGUUCACCGUCGAGAAUGAUGUCAGUCGCUCAUUCAAAGUUUCCCAGAAAAAAGAAGUUUUCAGACUCAAUGCUCUCAACCGAUUCUGAUUGGUUGGGGAGCCUGGAAACCUUGCUCAAAAGGAAGUCUGCCAACGCAAGUUCAAACCAGCGGUAUUUUCAAUCAUUUUUUUUUGAGAAAAAGAACAACAUUUUAAGUUCCCUUGAUCGGCGGCCCUCGUCCGAAUCCGGAGUACGCGCUUUGUUUCAAAAAUCUUCUGCACUUGUUCCGCCGCGACGACAGUGUAUUCACCGAAAGCGCUCCUAGAAUAACGAUGUAUUUCAACUUUUUCGUCGAUCAGUUGGUCAGUGGUUUUUUUUUCUCUGUAAUCUUUGAAGUAGUGAGAAACAAAGAAAAAAGGAAAAAUGGCAGCAAAAGAAAGAAAAUUAAUCGAUUGGCUUGAAAGAGUUCAAUCGGAUGUUCUCUUUCUAAGAACGCCAAGCAGAAUCUGAAGUUUAUUCAAUGUUUUUAAACAGGUUUUCAAAAAUUUCAUUUAGUGGUAUUCGUAAAUUUUUGGAAAAUUGUAGAAUAUAACUUCUUUCUCUAAAUUGUCGUUCAGAUCAGGCCGCAAAAUGUUUAAACUAGAGCUUCCACUUUGUAGAAAAAUUGACUUAGAGAUGAAAGAAGCAGCAGAAUAUUUUAUUAUGAGUUAUUUGAGAUUGGACCAUUUCUUUGGACUUGCCUUCAAAUUUAACUGAUCAAGUGCAACUUUUCUAUUUCAGAGACCGGAGAGCGGAAUAUCCACUCAAAGAGACCAUGGAGAGGAGCAAAGGGAGAUGAUCAGAAGACAGAGAUUGCAACAGAUGGAGGAGGAGGAGUACCGACGUCAGCUGGAGGAAGAAGAGAUCAGAAGGAUUCGAAGAGAGGAAGAAAGAAGAAGGCAAGAAGAAGAAUGGAGCAGACGAAAAGAAACAGAAGAAAAAGAACGGAAAGAAGAAGAAAACCGAAUGCCGAUGCUAACCCCGAGGAACGAUCCAAUCGCUGUGAGUAAAUUUUUUCGUCUUUGUUUGGAACGUUUUCUGAAGAUCCAAAGCGCCAGAGAAGCUUCGAAAGAAGCCCUCCAAGCCAUCGAAACGUUCAUUGAAGAAGAAAUCGUCGCAGAACCGCUUUAUUGUGAGAAUACUGCCCCAACCACUAGCAGGAUCCCUCUGGAAGAAACGAGGUUGAACUUUUUGUAAAUCCAAAAAAAGGUUCCCUCUCAGGAUCAGCAACAUCCCAAGGGCCGUCCAAGCAAUCGUCUCCAAAGAGAAUGUGAUUAUUUCGAAAAAGUUUUGUUCAGGAGAAUUUUUGUUCAGUUUGGCGCCGUGAAAGACCGACACGGAGAAUCUCCAACUGUUUGUGACGUCACGGAAAAUCCUCUUCUGAGUUUCGACGUGGAAAGAAAUGACCGGCUUGACUGCAAUGAGAUCAUCUUCCAAUUCCUGGCCUACAAAAAGUUAAAAAAAUUAAAGUAGAAAAUUUUUAUGACUUUUUUCAGUAAUCGGGGAUUGCAACCCACAUCCUUUGCCAAGCUUUUCUUCUCGAUGCAGUUCUAUCGUUUUCAACAGCUUUCAACUGAAGCGUCAGUUUUUCAAUGAACUUACUGUUUCAAAGCACCCUCUAAAAAAAUUGAAAAUUUUCGUGGAGAAGUCACGUUUUUAUCCAUCUCUCGCAAUUUUGUGGGGUUCCAAGAUUUCCAAAAUCCAAAUUUGAGAUUCGAUUUUUCUCUCGAAUCGAUUGAUUUUUAGAUUCUUGGACAUUCUUGAACAUUCUUGGACUUAGAAACUGGAUAGCUCUAAAACGAAGUUUAAUGUGAUUUCAGAAUGAUUCUCUCGGGAGGAGACAAACCUGAGGCCAACGUGUUGAGGAGAUUGGAUAGAAACGGCAAAAUCAUCGAAGAUUCUCCUGGAUUUCUGGUAUCCAAAGUCUGUGACAAGUUUCAAACUUCUAUCCAGAUCAAAUACAUAAUCGAGCGGGAGAGUGAGGACGACAAGGACGACAUAAUCGCGUAUUUGGCUCAUUGCCACGUCGUCGUCGACGCCUGGGACGCAGAAUCUCUCAUUUACGUUGGAGCUGCGAUUAUUCCUCUGAGGGUACUUUUUUCGUAACACGGAAUCUUCGAAGAAAAAUAUACCUUUUUGCAUUCACUUUCCGGUAAUCGCUCGAAUUGUUUCGCAGAUGAAAAAGAUCCAAUGAAGUCUUUGAAUACGUCUGCCUUAAAUGAAUUUACUGAAACAUAUUUUAUUUUAGUUUUUUAUGAGCAACUAGUGAAAAAAAAGUUUUAUAAGGUCUUUAUUUAUUUAUUUAUUUUUUGGACUGUUGAAGUGUUUUUCUGCCUGCAGAAUACAGCAGCAGGUAAGAUAAAAAAGUUUGAAUAUAAUAAAUAUUUCAGAAUUAGGCUCAUUGGCAAAUAUGUCUGUUUUUGAUAGCAGUCGGCCAACAUAUACUUUCUGUAUACUUACUAUAUAUAGUUUAUCGAAUUUGACCUGCCAAAUGAAAAAUUUUAAGAAAAAAAACGCUUUCUUUUCAUUGCCCUUGUAACGGAGAUUACCGGCGAGAGAUUAGGAACAGAUAGUUAGACUUUUCAAGACGGAUAAUAUGAUUUUUUUGUUCAGUCGCUUCUUAGACGAGGAAAAGAAGCCGUACAGUCUUACGUGGCCUGUCCGGUUUUCGACUCUUCACGUCCCUCAACAACGUCUUCAAAUGGAGUUCUGUAUCUCCGAAUCGCCAAUAUCGGGCAUCCUUCGACUUUACAACUCGGUGAGCAGUGUUUCAUUAUUUUAUUUUGGUAA